AUGGUUUCCAGUCACCAAACGCCCCAAGACCCUGGACCUGUCAAUAUUCCGUACCUGUCUGCUAACUCCAGCCUGCGAAAAGAGUUUCCUUCUUUGAUCACCGAAACAGACCAUGUUAUGGUCUCACCCGCGUCGCUUGAACUUGACUCGGAUGCUGUUCUUGCGAUCGUUGUCACUGGUUAUCUCGUCUUUCUGCCUCUCCAAUGCUGGUCCCGCAUCCUAACCCACGAUCGAGCACGGAACCUUCUAUUUUAUCUCUGGCAUGCCCUCAUGCUGGCUGGAUCUAUCUGUGCACUCGUCUAUGCUGCAAAAUUACCCAAAACACCAUCCCAGUACAUGUUUUGUUUUCCUGAUCUUGCACCUUUCAGCGAUACAUCUAAUGACGGCUGGCAAGCUUCAUGGAGAACAUCUACGUGGAACAACAGUGUGUGGGAUACAUUUUCGAACAUAUCGCGAUGGAAUCAAAUAGGAGAUAUCUGCUUCAAUCCCUGUUUUAAUUCAACCCAAAUUCUACGAAAGUCAAGCUCGUUGCAUUCAGCCACAGCAGACGGAGACUUUAAAGUCGCUACCUCUCGUAGCUUCUGGAAAAAGGUUCUUUACUCGCAUCGAUACAUCUACAGUCUCAUCAUUCUCUGUCUGAUCCUAAACUGUCUCCUCUUGACUUACCGAUUCCUACCUUAUCGAUCACGAAUCCCAUCAGCGCAGAUCAUGGUCAUCUGGAAACAACGGAAGACUAUUUGGAAAGAUUUCAAAGACGAAGUUUGCGGUGCAAUGAAGCCACCAAGCAACCUAGCUAACGACGAGGAAGACCCGGGAUCGACAAACGAGAGAAUUUCUGUCUGCCACCGUAUGCGACACAUAUUCACCUGUCGGUUCCUGAAGUCCUUUUUCCAUGUGCUUGUUGACGCUGCGAUUCUGUUUGGGAUACUAUUCAGCAUGAUAGUCAGUCCGUUCACCAUCGUUGCCUUUGUAGUUUGGAUAGAGAUCCAAAUCUACAAUGACGGACCUUCAGAAGAGACCCCGAGCCAGGUUGGUCAGUGGGCAUACCUCACGUCUCUAGCGCUACUUUUGAUCUCAGCUGCUAUUUUGAAGCUUAAAUAUCGACUCGCGUCGUCGGUUGAGUUGGAACGUGAGAUUACUGCAUUGAAACGACAUCUGGGGGACUUGGAGAAAAUGAAGGAGACACGAUCAUCAUCUGGGUCGAUUGAACUCUCAACUGUGACAGGCCAGCGCAAGCCAAACUAA
This is a messenger RNA of Penicillium expansum, 1245 nucleotides long. RefSeq lists its product as uncharacterized. Bases 1 to 1245 code for a protein of 414 amino acids. Lineage: Eukaryota; Fungi; Ascomycota; Eurotiomycetes; Eurotiales; Aspergillaceae. The transcript has a single exon. The record is from RefSeq and is a predicted model, not a curated record.